AGGUUAAAAUCAAAAAUGAAAUUACUGGGAGUUUUAUCCCCUGUCAAAAAUUCUGCUGUCAGUUUAGACCUCCUUAACCUAUACAUGGUAAAUCAAAUAUCCUGCCAGAAGAAAACAUCUGAAACUGCGAGAAAACCAGUGCAUGUAAAUAUGAAUAGAGACAUAAAGAUGCCCCUGAGGAAACACGAUUUGGAACUUCCAAUGUCGCCUCACUGUGCGCCAUCCAACCUCUGCAUUGAUGAUAUAGAAAACAAUAAAUACUAUCAAAGACUAGACAGCAAGGAAGAACUUGGCCCAGCUCAGUCAUCACAAGUCAUGGACUCAAAUAGAAUGUCUGAACCUCAGUUCAACAGAACAGAAAACUGCAGUUUCACUCCACCAUCUUUUUCAGCAGAAUCAUCUUCUAAUAAAAAUAUAAAACAAGAUUUCAUUCCCAGAAUAGCACCUAGUUCUCAGAAAGUUGCAUAUAAAAGAAAGCAGAAUGAACAGCUGAGUAAUGUUAAUUAUUCUAAUUCCUUGGUUUCUAAACUAAAUGAAAGUCAAGAUGCUCUCAGCUCAUCAUAUGAAACUGCACAAUUUGGAACAUUAUUUGAAAGAUUAAAUUGUCCAGGAAAUAGAGAUGUCCUUACUGGGAGACCUGCUAUAGAUAUAGGUGAAGAUUGUGGAAGCAUGGAUGAGAGAAGACAGUCAGACUUCAUUACUGAAAAAAAAUCAUUGCAGCAUAUUUGGGGAGAAAACCGAGAAGAGGCUUCAGAUGAAGAUGUAAACCAGCCACUCUCAAGCCUUCAAUCAGAGAAUUCUGCCUCUUUUAUUAGUGAAAAUAUAAUUAAUUUGUUAAACAUCGAUCAACAGAAGAUAAAGAAAACCUUUGAUGGGUGUGGUUAUGACAACAUGGGAGAUAUUUGUGGAGUCAUUAGUUCUGAUAAAAACCAUUUCACAGAUCAAUGCAUUAGAAGUAUUUUUACAGAUCCAGAUUUGACUUUAAGUAAUUCUACUUUUAAUAAAGAACAUUAUCCAGAAAAGUGUCAACCAAACAAGAACUGUCAGAAAGAAUACAACAAUAAUGAAAGAUAUAAUUUUAGUACGUCUUUUGAGAAGGAUUAUUACCCAUCCAGCUCUGAUAAAAAAGGAAAAUUUGAAAGUGAUUACCAAGAGAAGACACCACAGAAAAAGAUACAGAAAUAUUCAGUGAACCAUAUGGGUUAUAUCUCUUUGGAAGAAUUGCAUUCUAAGCAAUCACAGGACUUCGGACGUGGUGAGAUUUUGGUGGAAGAAAGAGGAAUGUGUUCUUUAAAAGGCAGAGCAAUGUCUGCUAAGAACAACUGUCAGUAUAACUAUCUCGAUUCUUCACAGAGUAGUCAGUCUACUGGGUACUCUCCAAGGCCAACAGACAGUUGUUUCAGUUCCAGUUCAGAGAUGCCAUCUGAAGAUGAAGAUCAAAUAUUGCAUCAAACUGAAGAUUCAAAUAAGAGAUCCAUCAAAACCAAAGAAACAAGUAGUAAUUUUAAUUUAGAAAGCAUGGGAAAACUUCCAUAUGAUAGGAUUAUUAAAAACAACGCCAAUUUUCAUAAACAAUGUGAGAGUUUUCACCAGCUUUCAAUGAAAAAUAAUACAGAUCAGUUUCCACAGCCUCAGUGUAAUAACUCAGCACACAUAUUGCAUAACAAAACCAGUAAUAACUACAUUCUACAGUUUGCAAAAUGUGAUGCAUGGGCACAAACAGAGAGUGAGCCUGUAAUGGAAGGAAAAUUAGAUGCUGCUGUACAGUGUGAUAUUAUUUCAAAAUGUAAAUGUAGAAGUGAUGUGGCUUCUUUUUGUAAUGUUGAAAGGUGCAAUGAAAAUAUUAAGGCCGAUACCACUGGAGGGCAGACAAUCCUUUAAAACAGCUAAUAUUCUAAAAUCUCAGUCCAAGAUUUAACAUUUGACUUGAUGUUUAGAAUUUCAUUAGCAUAAUAAAGAAAGAAAAUUUUUGUAGUUAAACAGGUGGUGAAAGUAUUUGAAAGAUACGUUUGUUUUAAAAUUUUUAAUAUUGUUAAUUUAUGCAUUUAGUUUCAUGUAGAUAUUUUAAUAGCUUUAGUAUAUCUUAAAGUUUUUAGAAAAUAAUACAUAUGUAGAUUUACUAUCUGUCAUUAUUAUGGUGGUUAUUCAUUAUAUUAUGACAUGUUGCUGUUUGUAGAUUAAGGUAUGUUAGAUUGCUUCCUUCUUUACUGCAGUUAUUUGAAAAUUUAGUGUAGUUGCAUCUUUUAGCAAAAAUGUUCUCUUCCAGGAUUUUAAGACAGAAAAUAAUACUAAAUAAUAGCAAGUAUAUUUUAUAACCUCAUUAUAAGAAUUUUCUUAGCUUCUUAUCUUAAAUGUUAUUAUACCCUCAUUAAAAUUCUGCAUUGAUUUUUAGAUAAAAUAUUUUUUCUGAUUUGUUUGGAGAACAUUUUCUAUUGGUUCUUGUAUUAAUUCGAAGGAAUGGUUUUUCUUUUCAAGAUUAAAAAAGGCGUUUCAGUGCUUUUGUAAAAGAAUUGUUCAACAUUGGAAAAAUUACUUGUUUACUGAUUUUAAUAUUGCUAAGAUUUUCAUAAAUACUACAUCAGAAUUUCUCACUAGUAAAAUAUAGGCUUUGUCUUGAACAUAACAUUUAUUUUUGUUGUCAAGAUUUUAAAUGUCCAGACUAGUCAUUUUAGAAGAUGAACAUCUAUAUGGAUAUAUUACCAAGUGACCAGCAGGGGGCAUUCUGAUAUCUAACUGAAACAAAAAUAAAAUUGUUAGGGAGUUUCUGUGCGUUUAAAGAAAGGGAUGAUUAGAUACUGAAUUUUUGCAUGUACACAUAUCACGCAAUAGUUUGUGUUCUAGAGGUGAUCUGAAACACAACGAUUUAGAAACACUAACAGCUAAUAUUUAACAGCAAUCUUCAUGUUUUUAGCUAGUUUUAGUAAGUUCUUUUUGCUCCCUCAGGGCACAAUGAACUUCUCAGUCAUUUUCUUAAAAUAUAGUAAUCAUCUCAUGAAAGGGGAAUAUGAUUUUCUGAUGUACAGUGAUAGUUUUUCAAAGGCCAGAUUUUCAUCCUGUUGUUAAUAAAAGGUAUUCCACCAUG
Messenger RNA from Vicugna pacos (alpaca), 3082 nucleotides. RefSeq names its product regulator of DNA class I crossover intermediates 1 (gene REDIC1). NCBI's taxonomy places the organism in Eukaryota, Metazoa, Chordata, Mammalia, Artiodactyla, Camelidae. The record is from RefSeq and is a predicted model, not a curated record.